CUGCAAAUUAAGUACGCUCGAGGUCCCUCUUGUGUUUCACUAUAGAUUCUAGGUAAUCAAUUUUAGUUUCUAAUUACUACUACACUACUACUAGUUUUCCCAAGCAUGGCUUCUGGAAAUAUUGGGAACGAUUGGUCUUCCGGCCUCUGUGAUUGCAUCAAAGAUUGCCGUUCCUGUUGCCUUACCUGCUGGUGCCCUUGUAUUACCUUUGGGAGGGUUGCUGAGAUUGUGGAUAAAGGCCAAUCUUCUUGCUGCAAGAUGGGGUGCAUUUUCUGUGUGCUGAAUCUACUUCUGUUGAAUCAUGGGUCCUUGGCGUGGAUUAUUAGCAUGGGCUAUCGCACUAAGAUCAGGCAACAAUACGGUAUUAUGGGAGGCUCAUGCGAAGAUUGUGUCCUUCAUUUCUUUUGCGGGCGUUGUGCCUUGUGCCAAGAGUACCGUGAACUUCAGUUCCAAGGAUAUGAUGUUGGUGCUGGUUGGGAAGCAAAUGCUGCUAAAAAGGCUUCUGGGGUAACUAUGGCUCCAGUUGGAGAAAAGAUGACACGUUAGCUCAAAAGAUCUUCUGAAUUAUGGCCUGAACUCAUUUUCCACCUUCAAUUCAAAAACCUUAUCCUGUUAAUUUUCCUAUCUAAUUAUCUGUUUGCAAUAAUCUUAGAGUAAAUUUUAUAUACAUAAACAGUGUAUAUACUAUAACCGUUGAAUUCAUGACAUGCGUGCAAAAGUUGAAUUUCAAAUUCAAAUUUUACAUAGUUGUGAUUCAUC
Messenger RNA from Coffea arabica (coffee), 759 nucleotides. RefSeq names its product cell number regulator 9. NCBI's taxonomy places the organism in Eukaryota, Viridiplantae, Streptophyta, Magnoliopsida, Gentianales, Rubiaceae. The record is from RefSeq and is a predicted model, not a curated record.